AAAUCACCUACUUAAAAUUUCGAAUGGAAUAAAAAAAAAUGUCAUGGUGACACGAGCAAGGGCUAGACUUGAAAUGUCAGUGUGCGUGUACCUCUAACACACAGCAACACGUGUAACACAAUGUAAUAGAAAAUCGAAAGAGGAAUAGAAUAGAAAAUAAAAAAGGACCAAGAUGGAGCCCAACUCGAAAGUAUGAACACACCUAGUAACAUUUGACAGAACAAUUACUUUCAGCGUUAUGGUACAAGGUUGGUAAACAUGCACUAUAUUGCCAAAAGUUUUGGGACACCCCUCCAAAUCAUUAAUUCAGGGGUUGGGUUUGGGCCCUUAGUUCCAGUGAAAGGAACUCUUAAUGCUUCAGCAUACCAAGACGUUUGGACAAUUUCAUGCUCCCAACUUUGUGGGAACAGUUUGGUGAUGACCCCUUCCUGUUCCAACAUGACUGCACACCAGUGCACAAAGCAAGGUCCAUAAAGACAUGGAUGAGAGAGUUUGGUGUGCAGGAACAGAGUCCUGACCUCAACCCGACAGAACACCUUCGGGAUGAAUUAGAGCGGAGACUGAGAGCCAGGCUAAAACUGGGAUGUCUGCCUUUUCAGUGAAAAUGUACAUGAAUUUAAUAUGGAGUCGGCCCACCCUAUAACAGCUUCAACUCUUCAGAGAAGGAUUUCCACAAGGAUUAAGAGUGUGUUUAUGGGAAUUUUUCACCAUUUCUUUAGAAGUGCAUUUGUGAGGUCAGGCAUGUUGGACGAGAAGGCCUGCCUUAAUUAUUGCUGCUCUAAUUCAUGCUCUAAUUCUUCACAAAUACCUUGUUCUCUUGGGUCAAGGUCAGACAGGCCAGUCAAAUUCAUUCACACCAAACUCGCUCAUCCAUGUCUUUGAUCUUGACCUUGCUUUGUGCACUGGUGAGCAAUGUGGGAACAGGAAGGGGCCAUCUCCAAACUGUUCCCAUGAAAUUGUCACUCCAGGAACUAAGGGGCCAAGCCCAAUCUCUGAAAAUCAACAUCUGAAGUGAUUUGGAGGGGUGUCCCAAAACUUUUGGCAAUAUAGUGUAUCAGACAAACUGAUAUUAUCAGGAUGUGGGCGUGGCUUAAGACUUCUUCAAAGUUGCUGAGUUGGAUAAUUAAAAAGAUUUUUUUUAUUGUAACAAUUUUUUGUUGUUAGGGUUUAAGGAAUGGUGUGUUAUAGAUGUUUGUUUUUUUUUAACUGAAGAAAGAUUGACAUGACUGACAGGUCAUUUCGACCUGUAGUGUCUUAAGCAAAAAAGCCAUUGGAUGAAAUGCUUGACUGACAGGUGGAAGAUCCCGCCCAUUAAUCAGUCAAAUACACGCGAGCUCAGACGGGUGGAGUGAGUGGUCUAAAGCAGGGCAGCUGGAGGCUCGUUAACAGCUACAGUCGGAGCGCGCGAAACUCAAGCGUGGCGGCACGCGCUGCUUACGUGGCUAGGUAUGGCGGGGGCAGCAAAUGAGAAAUCGGUGCAGCAGCAUUUGUACUUCUUGAGCUGUGGCGAGGAGGACAGCAGCGACAGCAGUGUGGAAGACUGGACACCCAGAAGUGUGUCACUAAGAAGUCCAUCCUCCACUUGCCGAACACCAAGAGUGCAGCGCCACCGCACCAGGAGUAACGCCGUCUCGCCAGCUGCACCCACCUCACCAAUACCUUAUGCUGCUUGGAGGAAGCUGAGGCUCUGUGAUUCCCCCAGUACACCAAAGAGCCUACUUUCCAAGUCCGUGCUGCCUUACUCAAGCAGCAAGCCAUGUCCCUGCCAGAGAGUCCUGUGCCGGCCUGGUCUGUCUGACCAAGCGCCCUCAGUCAAUGUUAACCCUUUCACGCCAGAUACAGUGCGUAGGAAAAGCGAACACUACAAGAGGAAGAACUGUAGAAGUGAUGGUGAUGAUGAUGACUAUGAUGGCCACAGGUCAAAGGAAACUCAGACGUCGUCUGAAGAUGAAGGCUAUUUUCUUCCAUCGAAGAGACCAGCAGUGCCAGCCCUCAUGCUGUCGCGUUAUGAGAGCGAGUUCCUGGAACUGGGCCGAAUCGGUGUGGGCGAAUUUGGUGCAGUGUAUCGCUGUGUGAAGAGGCUGGAUGGCUGCAUGUACGCCAUUAAACGUUUGCGCAGGCCACUUGCAGGUUCUGCCAAUGAGCAGCUGGCCUUAAAAGAGGUAUAUGCCCAUGCUGUACUGGGACAUCACCCACAUGUGGUGCGCUACUAUUCUGCUUGGGCUGAAGAUGACCAUAUGAUCAUUCAAAACGAGUACUGUGAUGGUGGGAGCCUUCAUGAUGUCAUAACAGAGAAGAAAGAACAGUGUGAAUUAUUUCAGGAGCCAGAGCUGAGGGAUCUGCUGCUUCAGGUCUCAAUGGGACUAAAAUACAUCCAUGCGUCAGGCCUGGUGCAUCUGGAUAUCAAACCCAGUAACAUAUUCAUCAGCCAUCAGCCAAACUCCAGUGCUGGUGGAGCGGGAGACAGUGACGAGGAAGAUAAUGGACACACUUCAUCAGGGGUAGUUUAUAAAAUUGGGGAUCUGGGUCACGUGACCUCCACCUCAAGUCCUCAGGUGGAGGAGGGGGACAGCCGCUUCUUAGCAUGUGAAGUUUUGCGAGAGGACUACACACACUUACCCAAGGCAGAUAUCUUUGCCUUGAGCCUGACGGUGCUGUUAGCAGCUGGAGCUCAACCACUGCCUCAGAAUGGAGAUGAGUGGCACCGCCUCAGGCAGGCUCACUUACCCAGCCUGCCCCAAGAGUUAACACCAGCCUUAGGAAAUCUUCUACAGACAAUGCUGGACCCAGAUCCUGCUGUGAGGCCGUCUGCGUCUGCACUGUGUAGGCACCCGGUGCUGCGCAGAGAAAGAGCUGGAAAACUGGCUGCACAGCUGCGCAGAGAGCUCAAUGUGGAGAAGUUCAGGACAGCCAUGCUGGAAAGGGAACUCCAGGAGGCUCGGUUAGCAGCUGUCUCACCUCAACAACCUGCUCUCACCACAGGAUUCAUGAAUUCGCAAGCUGGAUCACUUCCCCGAACUGCACGGAGGCUGGUGGGCCGAACCGCAGCUCGCUCCAUGAGCUUUGGCUGCCUGGGGCACUGAACCUAGCCUAAUGGGCAUAACUGGGCUGGAGAUGUGUGGAUAUUUAUUCAUGAUGUGAAUUUAUCCAGACUGUUACGCUUCCAGUGGAAGUGGUCUGUUUUUUUUUGUUUUGUUUUUUACUUAAAUGUUUUAUCCUUGUAAAUAAAGAUUUUA
Hemibagrus wyckioides is the source of this 3236-nucleotide messenger RNA. RefSeq names its product WEE2 oocyte meiosis inhibiting kinase (gene wee2). Gene Ontology annotation, biological process: regulation of meiosis I; protein phosphorylation; mitotic cell cycle. The record is from RefSeq and is a predicted model, not a curated record. The transcript has 12 exons. Bases 1449 to 3083 code for a protein of 544 amino acids. Gene Ontology annotation, molecular function: ATP binding; magnesium ion binding; non-membrane spanning protein tyrosine kinase activity. NCBI's taxonomy places the organism in Eukaryota, Metazoa, Chordata, Actinopteri, Siluriformes, Bagridae. Gene Ontology annotation, cellular component: nucleus.